Arvicanthis niloticus (Nile rat) is the source of this 7112-nucleotide messenger RNA. RefSeq names its product protein geranylgeranyltransferase type I subunit beta (gene Pggt1b). The record is from RefSeq and is a predicted model, not a curated record. Gene Ontology annotation, cellular component: CAAX-protein geranylgeranyltransferase complex. Gene Ontology annotation, biological process: protein geranylgeranylation. Gene Ontology annotation, molecular function: CAAX-protein geranylgeranyltransferase activity. NCBI's taxonomy places the organism in Eukaryota, Metazoa, Chordata, Mammalia, Rodentia, Muridae.
CGGUGGGUGUCGCUUCCGGAGCAGCAUGGCGGCCUCGGAGGACGACAGACUGGCGGGGAGCGGAGAAGGAGAACGGCUGGAUUUCCUGCGGGACCGGCACGUGCGGUUCUUCCAGCGCUGCCUCCAGGUCUUGCCGGAGCGGUAUUCUUCGCUGGAGACCAGCAGGUUGACAAUUGCAUUUUUUGCACUCUCUGGGCUGGAUAUGCUGGACUCCUUGGAUGUGGUGAAUAAGGACGAUAUAAUAGAGUGGAUUUACUCCUUGCAGGUUCUUCCCACAGAAGACAGGUCGAAUCUGAGUCGCUGUGGUUUUCGAGGUUCUUCAUACCUGGGUAUUCCAUUCAAUCCAUCAAAGAAUCCAGGAACAGCUCAUCCUUACGACAGUGGACACAUAGCGAUGACUUACACAGGUCUUUCCUGUUUAAUUAUUCUUGGAGAUGACUUAAGCCGAGUAGAUAAAGAAGCUUGCUUAGCAGGCUUGAGAGCACUUCAGCUGGAAGACGGAAGCUUCUGUGCUGUUCCUGAAGGCAGUGAGAACGACAUGAGGUUUGUGUACUGUGCUUCCUGCAUUUGCUAUAUGCUCAACAACUGGUCAGGCAUGGAUAUGAAGAAAGCCAUCAGCUACAUUAGAAGAAGUAUGUCCUAUGACAAUGGGCUGGCACAGGGAGCGGGCCUUGAGUCUCAUGGAGGAUCCACCUUUUGUGGCAUUGCGUCACUGUGCCUGAUGGGUAAACUGGAAGAAGUUUUUUCAGAGAAAGAACUGAACAGGAUAAAGAGGUGGUGCAUAAUGAGGCAGCAGAACGGGUACCACGGAAGACCGAACAAGCCGGUUGACACCUGCUACUCCUUCUGGGUGGGCGCUACGCUAAAGCUUUUGAAAAUUUUCCAGUACACUAACUUUGAGAAGAAUAGGAAUUACAUCUUAUCAACUCAGGAUCGCCUUGUUGGGGGAUUUGCUAAAUGGCCAGACAGUCAUCCAGAUGCUUUACAUGCGUACUUCGGGAUCUGUGGGCUAUCACUAAUGGAGGAGAGUGGAAUUUGUAAAGUUCAUCCUGCUCUGAAUGUAAGCACUCGAACUUCUGAGCGCCUCCGAGAUCUCCAUCAAAGCUGGAAGACCAAGGACUCUAAACAGUGCUCAGACAAUGUCCAUAUUUCCACUUGACUAACCCUGGGGUAAUGGGUUUGUAGCAUAAGUGUAGCUCAAGGUUAAAAGCCAUGUGUAACCAAGUGUGCUCUUCUUUAAGGGGUAGUCUUAAAAGUCAAAAGCUUGUACUGCUAAUACUUCAGGAUGUGCUCUUGAGCCAGUAACCACUGUACUGGAUUUCAAGAAAAUCCUUCUUGAAGUUUGGACAUCAGCAGGACUCUGGUAUGGUUCUUAACUGUUUAUACUGUGUUUCUGAGACAUUUCAUGGGGCAGAUUGACUAUAUGUUUGUAGGUUAUCUUCUUAAAACCCUCAGUACAAGUUCUGGCUUACAAAAUGGACACAAAUCUUCAAAACAAGUUUACACUUCAUAUGGCAUUGAUAAUCUUCAGGUGAGAAUUUAAUGAUCACUUAAACCUCUACUGCUGAUGGUAAGAAAUUUGUUUUACUGAAUUAAGUAUCUGGGAUUAUUCUUUAAAAAUUGAUGGUCUCAUAAUUUUCUUAAAGAAUAGCAUAUUUUGUGUUAUUCUUAAGGUGUGCCAACUAGACUUGUAUAACCUGUACAAAUAAAAAUUAAAAGUUCAUAUAAGAAAAAAAGUAGGCUUAACUAAUACUAUAGUUUUCUAAAGGGAGAAUGUUACCUAUUGAGGGGAGUAAUUGACUGUUUAAUUAUGAAUGAAAAAGUUAUGUCUUUAUUAGAGGUUCCUUAGGUGAAUACCUGUUGUGUUUUGUUUUAAUCCCAAAUCAUUGACUGCCAUUUGUCUGGGGCAAGGGAAGAAACAAUCUUUGCUAUCUACAGAAAAGACAUUCAGUGUUUUAUUCUUCUGAGAAACUGUAAAUUAUACUUGUAUAGCUAUAGCUGAGUUCUUUUAAGAUGCUUAGAUUUUUUUUUUUCAGUGUUUUGUGGCCACUAUAGUUAACUGCUUCAUCCCCUGUCUACUAGGUUGAGCAUCCUUAAUCCAGAAUCCAAUAUCUGGGUCAGGCAUAGUGACACAUGCCUUUAGUCUCAGGACUCAGGAGGCAGAGGCAGCCAGAUAUCUUUGAGAUCAAGGCCAGUCUGGUCUCCAGAAUGAGUUCCAGGCCAGCUGGAGCUAUACCAUGAGACCCUGUCUCAGAAAACAAAACAAAACAACAACAACAACAAAAUAAUAAUAAUAAAAUCCAGUAUCUGAAAUGCUCCAGAAUCUAAAUUUUUUAACUGACAGUAUGACACAAUUGGAAAAUCACAAGUAAAUUUCAGAGACUCUGAAAUAGUGUAUAAAACUACUUGAAACUAAUGAAUAAAGUGCAUGAAAUAAAUGUAUUCCGUAUUUAGACCCUCCUGUCCACAAGGUAAAAAGUGUAUAUGCAGACUCUGAAAACAGAGUCUAAACUCUGAAACAUUACUUUUGGUUCCAACCAUUUUGGAUAGUGAUACUCAACCUAUAAAUACUUUUCUAAUGUUUUUAAGUUUGGUAAAUCUUUAAAUAUAAACAGAACCACUGAAGUAUACAUAAUCAUUUAUAUUUUUAUAUUUUUGGCUAAGCGGGAGGGAAAUACAUUCAUUUAGAGGGAUAAACUUGGGUUUCACUUACUUGUCGUCUUGUUUUAUUGUCUUAGUUCUGUGAACUAACAACCAAAAGGAGAUGGUGUGAAAAUCCUUUGUUAGCAAUCAACAUGUCACAUCUAUGACUUGGUGGCAAGAAGGAAAUUUCUUCACUGGAGGAAAUGGGUUUGUUAGUUUUGGUAGUAAUAAGAGUUGUAUUAAUCAAUAGACAUCAUUGUAAAAGCUAAGUUACAAGUGUCCCUGGAUAGAUAAUAGCAUUUUCAUUUAUUUCCUAAAUCAGAGAGAUAUUUUCUACAUCAUAGUUCUUCUAAAGGGAAACCAGCAUAAGAUUAAAAAAUAAUCUCUUAUCUGCAAGCUUGGCUUUAGACUUGAGUUUGUAGUGCUGGGAGUUUAGCUUGCUGCCUGAUGGGCACAAGGGCCUGAAGUCCCUGGCUUUGAUCCUUGGCCCUCAAACUAAUAAGCCAACCAAAUCCUAAUUAGAAAUAAGUCUUCCUGUGGUGGAGAGAAAAGCUUUAACAAGAAAUGUUAUCUUUUCACGAGUUUUUCCAGUUGCUUCUAUUUAAUCUCAAUAUUAACCAUUCCUGUCUCAAACUGAGUUAUCUACCAGACAUUAAGAGCUGAAGUAGCAUGUUGGAAAUGCUAUAGAAGUAUUUCAAGCCAGUGCUUUUCCUGAGUUACUAUUAGUUGUUAAAAAGUAAGAAACAUGGUUAUUGCCAGGAGUUGGUGACUCACACCUUUAAUCCCAGCACUCUGGAGGCAAAGGUAGGUGGAUCUCUGAGUUCAAGGCUAGCCUGGUCUACAGAGUUAGUUCCAGGACAGCCAGGGUUACACAGAGAAAUUUUGUCUAAAACAACAGCAACAAAAAGUGGUUAUAAAAUAGAUUUAUAAUAUAAAAGUAAUUUAUAUUUUCACACUUCUUGAAUAAUUUGCUAGCAAAGGAAUACUAAUGGCAGAAUGAUUCUAAUAUGUCUAAGAUAAGGUUCCAUGUGAUACGUUAUGGACCAGUGAAUGUUCAUGUUUCAUAGAAACCAACCAAAAAAUACUGAGUUGUUAUGAAGUACAGAAAAAUUGUUUCUAGCUUUUCCUAAAUAGUUAUGUAUAAGGAAAAUAUUUAUUAAUAAAUUAUAAGCAACAUAUAUAAUGUUUUCUAGAAGCAGUGGCAUAGUAAGAAGACAAACGCGUGGUUCAGGUGUGCAGCCCCAUUCGCUCCUCACCAGCCUCUCUCCUCCUCUUUCUGGACUUUCUGAAGAAUAGUGGCAAGAAACAUUUGUUUAUCACCUACAUUUUUAGGUUUGACCUGUAAUAUUUGUUUUUAUUAGGUUUUAAAAUAUGUAGUUAUAAGUAAGUAAGUUCAAAUAUACAUUUUGCUGACAAUGGUCAUAAUUUAAGAAGUGAGAGAGGGGGAGAAGGAGGUUAUCUGAAGCUCGGUGAUUCGAAGUUUAUCUGUCCAUUGUGCAGCAUGAUCUUGGACGAAGUUCUGCCACUGGUAAGAUGAAGUAACAGAAUUUCAUUCACUGAGCUGAGUCAGGAAUGAAUGUGGGAGUAUAUAUAAAAAAGCACUUUGGAUAGAGUAGGUAUCCAACUAUAGUUUCAUGUGAUCAUAAAAGUGUAAAAUCUUGUAUGAUAGAAUUCUUAACAGGGUUUAAACUGAAGGAAGAUGCUGCCAGUGAUGUAGGGGCUUUUUUUGGGGGGGGGGGCUUUUUGUUUGUUUGUUUAUUUUAAACUGUCAACAUAAGUAACAGAAGGAGUAGCAAAUAUAGCCAUGGUCACUGCAGAACUAGGUGACAGGUGGUCCCCCAUGAGCCUCAGAAUACAAGUGAAAGAACAUAUGUGCGGAGGAUGUAGGCAAGAGCAGCCGUAGUCUGAGGCCUUGCAGGUGGGAGCAUUGCAGUGUUGUCACUUCAAAGGACAGUGGGCCAGUCUGAAAAUGAUGGCUGAAACUCAGAAGAGCUCUACAGAAUCCUGUCUGCAGGCUGGUGAGUGCUGAAAGAGUGGGAGGCCUGGUCUGAUACUGUAUGCCUUUUGAAAUUAAUGAGGUAAAGCACAGCACUGGGAAGAAGCUGCUAGAAUUGAAUCCAAAUUGGACAGGAUAGGCAUGAGACAUAAAGAAGAAACAGCUAAAAUAAAUGUUGGUAGGAAAAGCCUGUAAAUAUAGAUGCAUACACAUAGGGCAUACAUAGUCACUUAAAUCACAGGAAAUGGAAGGGAGCUAGAAAGAUAGAGCAACCCUUCCUUCACAACUGUGACUUCACUGAAAAAAGUAAGAUGUAAAAGUGCAGUUGGUUCUUAAAGGUAAAGUAAGCAGAGCAGCUCCUCACCAGCAGGAGCACAGAGACACAUGCAAGGCCCCUGCCCCUGGGACUUCACCCUGGACAAGGCAAUCAGUGACACAGAGAGAGUUUGCAGUGUUUGCAGGGAUGCCCAUGGUCUCAGAAGUGGGGCAAGAAACAAAACAAAACAAAGCAGAGAAAGGAGGCAGGAAAGAUGAGAGCAAGAGGCAAUUAGUCUAAAGCCAAGAAAUUCAAAAGCUUCUUGGCAUAGUAAGAGUGCUCAGGGAAAUCACCCGUUAGCUAACCUCUAAGAGGCAGGAGAGACAUGUAGGAAACGUGAAGUGAGCGGGAGGAUGUGGUGUUAAACAACUGUUUCCAGUUGUCUGAGGAAUCUCACACAAAUUCAGAGAUGAAAUUUUUAGAGAAAAAUACUAAUUGAUAAAAUUUAAUACAGAGAAUACAACUGCCAUAGGGAAAUGCAGAUAAAAGAACAUUGUACAGACUUGGAAGACUGAAGAAUCUCAAUGUCGCUCUAAUAAUUUCAGAAGCUAGAGAAGGGAUCUUGAAUCUUAAAUUACUACAUAAAAGAAUUUUUUUUUCUGUAUUUACUUUGUAAGGUUGGUAUAAUAACAAUGAUUCAAAAAACACAAUAGAAAUUGUAUGAAAAAGGACAUUUUACCAGCACUUGCGAGGCAGAGGCAGGCGAAUUUCUGAGUUCAAGGCCAGCCUGGUCUACAGAGUGAGUUCCAGGACAGCCAGGGCUACACAGAGAAACCCUGUCUCCAAAAAAACUGAAGAAAAAAAAAAAAAAAAGAAAAGAAAAGAAAUUUUAGGUAAGUCUGGCUUGCUGCUGUCUCCAGAGAGCAGGGCAGUAGCUCUUUCAGGAAUGCUUGCCACUCCGUCAUGGAGGCCUGAGAUAGAUCUGCAGCACUCACGUAAAGAACUGCUCCUGAUGCUGAGCUCUUGUUCCCAGCUCAGAGGAGGCAGAGGGAGGCAGACUGCUGGAGUGUGUUGGUUGGCCAGCCCAGCCUAACUGAUGAGCUUCAAACCCCCUGACAACCCCUGUCUAGAAGAUAAGGUGGGCCAGAUGAGCUGUUUGAGUUAGUGGAGGCUCUUGCUGUGCAAGCCUGGCAACCUGAAUUCGAUUUUCUAGAAUCCAUAGAAAGUGGAGGGAGAAAACCAACUUCACAGAGUUAUCCUAUGACUUCCAUAUGCAUGCCCAUGGCAUGAGUGCCCCCACACACAAAUAAUAAAUUUUAACCCAAUGUGAAGAGCUGAAGAACAACUGAGGUUGGCCUCAGGCCCCCACACAUCUGCAAAUACAAACAUAAGUAUCAAUACGAGUUAUUCCGAAAUUAGACCCACAACUCAGUAGCACUUGAAAGAAAGAAUAAAAUCAUGGCUCAUUUGAGCUUAUAUUAGGAGUGCAAGGAUAAUUCAAUUUUAGACUAUCUUAAUAUGGUGUUAAGAGACAUUUGGUUUGAUAGAAAUAAGCACUCUCAUUAGAAACUGAUAUAUAAUUCACUGGCAUGGCAACUCUUCCCUAGAGGCAAGCUUCUUACCAUUGUAACCAAAGAGCCUUUCUGACAGAGCCUGGGUGUGCUUACUAUCUCCUUUCCUACCUACCGCCAUGCUCGAACUUUUCACCACGGAAGUUAGAGCAAAGACAGGAAUCGGGAACAGUUCAGACCUGGCAAAUAGGACCAUCUACUUGAACAACCAAGUUAAGUAGCUGUAGUAGUUAACAUGCAGGCAGCAGUAGGAUUUAGCAGACCUGGGCAUGAAUAAGGCCUUCAUUUCCACAGUUUAAGGUUGGGCUAAGUGUCGUCAGAAAUCUCCCUCUUUCAGCCACUUCCUCCCUGCCCAAAAUUAAGUGCUCUCAGGACUGGCUGGAUCUGGACUGGCUAGGGCCACCUGUUUGUGUACAACUCGUGCUCUGUACAAGUGCAGCCAUGUGGAAUACACUGGGUUUUACUUGGCUUCUUUGCCCUAAAGAGAACACAAGGGCUCUCUGGUGCUGGUAGUGCUUGUUUUUGAUCUAGGUGCUGGUUACAUGGGUGCAUUCUACAUUUUAUGAGUAUUUACCAAGCUGUUCAAUCAAUCAUGCUUUGCGUACUGUUCUGUAUUGUAAAUACAAUCCAAUAAAAAUGUUUAGUU